Molecule: messenger RNA, 6210 nt
Organism: Ornithodoros turicata
Lineage: Eukaryota; Metazoa; Arthropoda; Arachnida; Ixodida; Argasidae
Exons: 24
Coding region: 257-2416 (719 amino acids)
Cellular component (GO): membrane
Source: RefSeq, a predicted model, not a curated record
GUGAAGUAAGUACAACAGCACGAUAUUCCCCGGUGGACGGUACGAUACAGUACGAUACACAUUGCUGAAUUGUCAGUAGAACAAGCACAUGUUGACGAAAAUGAAGAUGUGACUUCGUGCAUGGCAUGCUGGUCUCACAUCUUUAUAUGCAGCACCUGCGGGCCUUCGAAACUGGUUGUUUCAUCGCUACUCUUUGUUAUUACACUAAUUGCUCAGGGAAAUCCUUCGAAGUUCCUGUGGCCUCACUACUUCAACCAUGUCAUCAGACGACGGCGCGUCUGUUCUCGACCUACGCCAUAUCCCAGGGUAUUUGCAAGGCUACUACUACUUAGUGCAGCGUUUCAUCGCGCUCAUUGCUAAGGAACCCAAGAGUACAGGGGGCGGAAGCGCUGCAGGUUUCGGUGGGUGCCCCGCUCUCAUAGCUGCCAUUGUGAACCCCAAGAAGGAGGAAGGCGAGGUUGUAUCUUACUUCCGUGCUAUGAUGGAGAACCAGCUGGUGGUCGCCAUUCUCGUGGUGAUCAGCGUCGCGCUAAUGGCAUGUUCUCUCUUCGGUGGUUUCUUCUUCGUCCUGCUUCGUAUGGUCGGAGCCUUUGGGGGACGCAAAGUGCAAGACAUCACUUCAAGAUAUAGCCUCGUCCUGCGCACGCUCACAAUAUGCAUGCUCGUUCUCAUGUCAGUCACUGUGGCAUGUCUGAUCUGCAUGUGGGGCAGCGUGGAUUACCUCACGUUCUAUUCCGUGAAAAGUCGUACUUUCCUGCGCAACGGAAUCAAGAUGGUGGAGCGCUACCUGGUCGAUACAAUAGCGGAUAUGGUGGACGUCACUAGCGAACUGACUCAGAUGAAAGACAACCUAAGACAAGAAAUAUACACCAUCGAACAGCGUUACCGUACCUCAAUAAAAACAGAAGCCACUGAGGUUCUCAAGGCUUGUCACCUUCCGUCGCCUGCCAUGAUGGGUGAUCUGAAGGGCUGGUCCUCGCAGCUGACACCUCCUCCACCGGGACUCGUCGACAAUAUCAACAACCUUACAGGGGAAAUACAACCCAUUUUCGACACCUUUGAGAGCGUUUAUUCCAGAAUGAUCAACUACUUUAGCAGAACAUCAGUGAUAAAGCAGGAACACGACAUCAGCGCGAGCCAAUUGAAUCGAAAGGCCGUCGAUCUUCGUGCAGUAUCUGAUACAGUCAACAAGAGCAUUCCACUGCCGGAAAUUAGUGUGAUGGGCCUUCUAGGUAGACUCAGCCUGACCGACACUGCCUUUAAGUACCUAGAAGGUUAUGGUACGAUGGUGUGUUCCGUCGCUGCGUUGUUGGUGUGUGUGGUGUUCGUCAGCAUGGUUGUCGGCGUGAGUUGUCACAGCGAAGCGGUACCUCCUAAUAAACGAGGAUUCCUCUCCAACCAGGCUGGUAUAAUGAUUGUGAUAGCUAUGUUGGUCAUGUGGCUCUUUUGCUCCGCCAUGAUGCCGUCAGCGAUCCUCUUCAUGAUGGGUGGUGUCAUAGCGGAGGCCUACAUCUGCAAUCCGUACAGACACCAUAAGGUGCAGUUUUUAGAUGAUGUGAUCGGUACGCUGUAUGUGCAUGAGGGACCGGAGUACGCCCCUGAUGUAAUGUACAACAGCACGAUGAAGCCCAGUUGGGUUAUAAGCCAUUGUCCGAGCAACCCGUCCCUCCUCAACCUCACUAGGAAUCAAGACAUCAAAGGAUUGGAGAAUGUUGCUAACCUUUACAAUCCACCAAAAUAUUACAAGUGGUUGGAGGACGGGACAGCCUUCAAGUACGACAAGUACAACACCGAGUUCGCCAGCCGCACUACAUUUGCCGGCCGCGAGGCCAUGCGUGAAGUCUCGGAGGCGAUUACAAGUCUCAGCUCACCCCCGACCAUUACCACUCCCAUCUCUACAGACACCGCCAGGGCCUAUGCUGCAGAUAUUCUGCUUGGCUUCCAAACAUUUACUGCCGGUUCAGCGAGCGCACAGUGGGACAAGAUGGACGAAUGUGUUACAAAGGAGAUGAACGCGCGAUACUUCCACGAGCUGGACAAGGAUGUUGCUCCGCUUAUUGCGCAACUGAGUAAUGUUACUGAUCGAGUGACCAACGAACUGGGACGGUGCAAGCCGAUAUCAGACUUCUACAAUGAUGCAUUCAUUUUGUUUUGCGAUGCAUCCCUCAAUAGCAUGAACGGCUUCUGGGUGUCUCUAUGGCUAGUGACGUUUCUGUUCAGUUGCAUCAUUGUGAUUGGGCUGAAACUGUCCAAGUACUUUAUGCGCAUGGAUGACUACACAUAUGGUGGCAUCGAACUCGAAGAAUCUGUUGAAUACAGUUUCUACACCCCAAGUGGCGCUCCUCCACGGAAAAGCAGUCCGGCAACACUGGACGUACAUCAUCGGUUCACCUCAACAAUUAUCGGGAGAAACUGAGGUUGCACCACCAGAUAAGAAGACAGAGGCUGGAACCGAAACCAAGAGGGAUAUGGAGGACAUUAGAGAUGAAGAAAUAACUCGCGCACUUCGCAAGAUAAAUGCCUCUAACUGUGCGGGCCCAGACUGAAUUCCCCCCAGAGUGUUGAAAGAAAUGGGAUCCAAGGGGAGAGAAUACUUAGGGCAGUUUUCAGCAAAGUAUAUCCCACAGGAGAAAUUCCAAAGGGAUGGAGACAAUCACAAAUUACUAUGUUAUACAAGGAAAAGGUCUCACAACAUGAUUUCGGGAACUACCGUCCUAUAGCAGUUACGUCAGCAAUUUAUAGAACUUUUGCAAUGAUAAUUAGUAAUAGAUUAGAAGAACAGGUAGAAGAACAUAGGGUUUUCGGGGAAAUGCAAGACGGUUUUAGGAAGGAAAGAAGACCGGAAGAUAAUAUAUUCAUACUUACACAACUUCUACAACACAAAGCAAAGAGUGUCUAUAUACCUGGGAUUCCUUGAUAUUAAGAAAGCAUAUGAUUCAGUUCAGCACAACACACUGCUGGGAAUACUAAAGGGACAUGAGAUCGAAGGGGACAUCAUAUCUAAUAUCCAGGCCCUGUACAAAGGAGCCACCGCAGUAGCUAAAUGGAAAGGAAAACUUACAGAACCAGUAAACAUCACAAAAGGCCUGAGACAGGGUUGCCCGUUAUCCCCUAUCCUUUUUAACCUCUGCAUGUAACUAAACUGGUGUACCACCAAUAUGAACAAAGACUACGGCAAAAAGCACAAAGAGCAAUUGGUUAUCUAAAUCGAGUCGCGUUAUGGAGCUUCAAUUACACACACGUAGUAAGGGGAAUUUUAGAAAAUGGUCGUGGUCCCAGGUUUGCAAAUGGGGUAAUAUGCAUUGCAGCAGCUACGAGGAAUUUGUGGAACGGAAGCAACGAGAAAUAGGACGCAUGGCCCUUAAAGGCUAUAAAUGUGCACCAAAUGAGGCGGUAAUGGGGACACUUGGGUAUUUCAUCCUUUGAGGCCAGAGUAGUAAGGUAACCUAUGAAAGCAGAUCAAUAGACAUGGAAGACCACAGAUGGCCAUAAGCUCUAUGGCUGUUCUAUUGUGUUACUAGAUCGCGAUGCACCUAAAUUGAACAAUAAAGAACUGCGGGAGCACAUUUCAGAAGUGGAAACUGUGGAAUAGCGCAACCGGAUGAAAAAGAAAAAAAAAACUGCACUAGAACUGUACAGAAAAGAAAAAAUACGGAUUGCGAGCGUCAUCGAUUUAUACGACGACUCAUUUGAGAGCGGCCUCUUAUUUGACGCGAGAAGUGGUAUGCUACGAACACGGGAAUUGAGAAGCAAAUACGAACCAAUAGACGAACAAUGUAAGUUAUACGACAGCGGGGAUACAGAGUCUACACUACAUGUUAUACCUCAAUGCGCGGCCCUAGGAACACGAAGGACAUGCCCACUGUAAACAGCGCUUGGUUUUGUUGCGAGCAGGCGGGACGACCCUGAGGUCUUAAUAACCAAGCACCGGCUAAGGCCAUGGGUCACCAAGUGCAAACAGCUGCAAAGGAAAGACCCAAGUGCCGGAACAAACACAUUAGGACGCACAUCAGCAAUUAAUUAUUUUAACGAAACGGAGACAGGGAAUCCUCAAAUCUCACCACGCAACAGCAGCGCCACAACAUCUGAACGGGCAAUUUUGAAAGCACCGAAAUUUGAUCUUGGACCUUCAAAUACAUCGGGCGACAAAGAACAUCCGGGGAUAACAAGUACGGGUGCACAUCAGAAGUGACGAAGAAACGUUUAGGAUCUCCAAUCUACCGGCAUGUCCGCACUUUCGUGCUGGACCCUGGACGUUGAAAAGGCGACCAACGCAACUAGGUCAAAGACUGAGCUCGUGGACCACUGCUGGACAACGGGACACGUGUUCGACUACAAUGGUGCCGUCACCUUGGCGCGCGAACAGCGGUGGGAACCGAGAAAAUUCCUGGAAUUGUGGCAACAGCCAACAGCAUGUAAUGCCAACCGUGACCCACUUCCUGGACUGUACUCUCCUCAUUCCUGUCCCUAGCCUUGCACUGAUGAUGUCUCCCGCAUAGGAGACGAAACGUCUAAAUAGUUAUUUCCCGUUGCGUUAAGUCGGUGACAAUUUUCAUUCUGUAAACAAUUAAUUGUUUUCAACUUAACUGCCCGUGUGCCACCACCAAGCAAGUAUGAAGAGCAAGAGCAGAGCAAAUGUACACUGAGUCCGUAUAUACUAUUUCUUCAUUUUGUGUGCUUCACGUACCUAUAGUGCAGCGUAUUUAAUGUGAGAAAAUAGGGAGUUUCAGUGCACCGUACGUUAUCGCCUUUGCGUACGUAAGGGAUGGCGUUGGUGGUCCUGCGCACGCGCAAAACUGAGAGCUUCGCGCAUUGCGCAGAACUACCACGCUAUCCCUCACGUACACAAAGACGGCAUCGUACGAUGCACUAAACUGUAUAAGUUUCACGAUAACGUUUCCGAAAGCAUAAUAAGCCAAUCGCUUGAGUCCUUUGGGGUGGAUGGUAUCACGUUGCUGAUCUCCGAUUGAACUAGAUCACGUUCGGCAACCUGUACGCUAAGCACGGCACAUGUAAGCUAUGUCAAUACUGGUGACUUUUAGUGCAUCGUACGCUAUCGCUUUUGCGUACGUAAGGGAUAGCGUUGACUGUUCUGCGCAUGCGCAAAACAAAGCGAGCUUCGCGCAUUGUGAAAAACCACAACGCUAUCCCUUACGCAAAGGUGAUAGCAUACGAUGUACUGAAACUCACUACCAUCUUGCCAGAAAUGCUUCACCUGCAGCACAAACACCUGGAGCGAAGUUGGCGGUACGUCUGGAGUGUGCUGACUAUGGCGAUAUCACGUUGCGUUUCUGGUAUCUUCUCGCUAAUCUGCUCACACGUAACACACAACAUAACAUGCUUACACUAAUUUUGCAAGUGAAUGUAUGACACAACUAGCUUCGUAGCACAUAUUAUGCGCCAAGUUAUACGUACCUGGUUGCGUUUCGGAAAUGUGAGCUAAAAACUGCACACGAUAACACAAAUUGCUGAAUAUUCGAUUGCACUUGACUUAUGAGAGUUACUGAAACUGACUAAAAUCGUCACAUUAUUCUGCCUGAUUAACAAGUAAGUAAAAGAAAAACCAAGAGAAGUAUUCUGCUUCGCUGUGACCUCGUUUUUUUUUAUCUGUGUUCCACGUCUUCCAUAUCAUGAAAAGUAGCGAAUACGCUACUAGUAGCGCCGAAUAGCUACGGCGCUACUAGUAGCGCCGCAGUGGCUACCGCGCCUUCUGCGUAAUAUGGCCAGCGCUCUAUGUUGUUGCUGGUGGCCCACUUUCCGUAGAAAGUACGCUUGUAGAAAUUAUAGUUAUCAAGGAAUCCAUACGGGCGACAAGUGUGUUGUAGGGUUCGGAAAGUGUCGUGACUUCUAGAUACAGUACCAUAAGCCAUAUUCCAGAAGUCGUGCACUCCGUGCGCGGGUGGGGCUGACUCUAGAUACUCUCUAAAAAUCCAUCCACCUUCUAUGCGUUCUGCAGGAAGGAGAGCUUUCCAAGCGGGAGCAACGUAAAUGUUCUGAAUGUAAUGGCAUCUGUAUGCUCCCCGAUAUGGUUUCGAAGGCUUGAAAGUGCCGCGGGGACUCUCAACCAUUGCAGCAGCAGUCAUAUCAAAUACAAAAUUGAAGAAAAACCACACACUCCCAAAUCCAUGGACUACGGAAUGCGACGACGAUCGAUGGAUGUGACACUUUGCUGACAUUUUUUUUAUUUUUUAUUUUUUUAUUUCAGGGAUG